Dromiciops gliroides (monito del monte) is the source of this 552-nucleotide messenger RNA. RefSeq names its product putative zinc finger protein 56. Lineage: Eukaryota; Metazoa; Chordata; Mammalia; Microbiotheria; Microbiotheriidae. The transcript is spliced from 2 exons. The record is from RefSeq and is a predicted model, not a curated record. Gene Ontology annotation, biological process: negative regulation of transcription by RNA polymerase II. Bases 1 to 552 code for a protein of 183 amino acids. Gene Ontology annotation, molecular function: DNA-binding transcription repressor activity, RNA polymerase II-specific.
AUGUUCCAAGAUGUGGUUGGAGACUUCACCCAAGAGGAAUGGAGCCUGUUGGAUCCUGCUGAGAAGGACCUUUUCUGGAAUGUGAUGCUUGAAAACUAUGAGAACUUUGCCACCCUUGUGAAACCCUUCAAAUGUAAUGAAUGUGGUAAGGCUUUCAGCAGUAAGAACUACCUAAUUCAACAUAAAAAAAUUCAUACUGUUGGGAAACCCUUCAAAUGUAAUCAAUGUGGGAAAACAUUUAUAAGUAAUAGCUAUGUAUUUCAGCAUCAAACAAUCCAUGCUGGAGGGAAGCCUUAUAAAUGUAAUGAAUGUGGGAAAGCUUUCAACAAUAAGCAAUACUUAAGUAAACAUCAAAAAAUUCAUACUGGAGUGAAACCCUUCAAAUGCAAUGAAUGUGGAAAGGCCUUCAGCAGCAAUAGCUAUUUAAUUCAACAUAAAAAAGCUCAUACUGGAGUGAAACCUUUCCAAUGUAAUGAAUGUGGGCAAGGAUUUAUGAGUAAUAGCUUUCUAAUGCAGCAUCAGAUAAUCCAUAUGGGUGAAAAAACCCUAUAA